This is a messenger RNA of Arabis nemorensis, 876 nucleotides long. Lineage: Eukaryota; Viridiplantae; Streptophyta; Magnoliopsida; Brassicales; Brassicaceae. The record is from the annotation of a GenBank genome assembly.
AUGGAUCUCGUUGAGAAACCACCGGUUAUAAUAUAUACCAAAAAUCAGAAGAAGAGGUUGAGGAAAAAGGAGAGAAAGAUCAAAGACAAGGAUGCCUCUGUGUUAGUAACCGCCCAAGGUGGUUUACCAGUUGACAAAAUUGCUGAGGAAAGCAUGAAGAAGCAACCCUCCGGAUGUAGCUCCAUGACAACCGCUCAAAUCGAGGCGAAGUUUCAUAGUUUUCUGGAGAAGAUCUGUGAGGAUGCAAAGGGAUUGAAUUAUCACCAGGUAGGAUUGCUUAUGGCGGUCAUGGCUCAAAUGCGUGAAUCUGUUGAUGAAGUCUUUGCACGCAAACUUGCAGAAUUUGAUGACGACGAAUUGCAACUUGAACAGAAAGGCAAAGGUCAGGAGAGAAAGAUGAAGGAGCAGCAAGCCUAUGCACAAGCACAAGCUGGAGAUCUAUCUAAUACUGAAGCUGUGUUAAUGGAAAGAGAAAAGGCUGAGUUAAGGGAAGCUGAGAAGGUUUAUUUUCAAAGGAAAGAAGUGAAAUUAGAAGAAGAGCUUGAGAAAGCAAGACGCCAAGCUAAAUUAGAAGAGAGUAAGAGANUNAAAUUAGAAGAAGAGCUUGAGAAAGAGAAGCAGAAACUUUUCUCUGGAGACAAGGAGAAGCAGGAAGCCUCUGGAGAGAAGCAGAAACCUUCCUCUGGAGAGAAGCCAACAAUCAAUGAAUUGUUGGCGAAGUUUCAUAGUUGUGUGGAGAAGAUCCAUGUGGGUGUAGAGAAAUUGAGUCCUCGUGAUCGAAGAUUGAUUCUUUUAGCCGAAAAUGGAUUGCGUUACAAGUUUGAGCAAGCCAAAGCAUGCGCAAUUGCAAGAUAUGAUGCACCUGACGGAUCUUGA